Molecule: messenger RNA, 1644 nt
Organism: Beta vulgaris subsp. vulgaris (sugar beet)
Lineage: Eukaryota; Viridiplantae; Streptophyta; Magnoliopsida; Caryophyllales; Amaranthaceae
Exons: 1
Coding region: 1-1644 (547 amino acids)
Molecular function (GO): nucleic acid binding; RNA-DNA hybrid ribonuclease activity
Source: RefSeq, a predicted model, not a curated record
AUGGGACAUUCUGCAACUUCCAAAAAAUCUGGGUGGACUUGGGCUUGGAAAUAUGCAUCACCAAAAUCUGGGCCGGGCCUCCUUUUUAAGUGGAUAUGGCGUUUCAUAACUGAGCCCAAGGCGCUUUGGAGUCGUGUAAUUCGGGAGAGAUACGGCUAUGAUGAUUACUUCACACCUUCAUCUCUUUCGAUUCCGAUAAAAGGAGGCUUAUGGCGUAAUCUAUGCUCAGCCCUCCUAAGCAACGUGAUCUCAAAACCUCUUGUUCUCUCUCAAGUUCGGAAAAGAAUCGGAUCCGAUUCUCAUACUAGGUUUUGGUUCGAUUUAUGGGUGGGUGAUUGCACCCUUAAAGUAUUAUGCCCUAGACUUUUUCUCCUAAGUGCUCUACCAAAUGGAGUGGUGUCAUCCUUCGGGUUUUGGGAUGGUUCUAAAUGGGAAUGGUCAUUCGAAUGGAAGAGAAGUUUGCGCCCCCGUGAUCGCGAGGAGUUGCUGUCCCUCCUCUCCACUCUCCAACGAGUUGUUUUUGACCCCUCGAAACAAGACGAUUUCAUAUGGUCUCCUCACAAAUCGGGAGUUUUUUCAGUUAAAUCCUUUAAGAAUGAAAUGGCAAAGAGUUCACUUGUUCAUAAUCCACUUCCCAGCAUCGGAAUUUGGAAAGGUUUAGUUCCUCUUCGGAUUGAAAUUUUCGUAUGGUUCGCAAUCCAUGGUAAACUAAACACCCGUGACAAACUGGUCCGUCUUGGUAUUAUUCCGGCGGAUAACAUCUUCUGUGCCUUUUGUGGGGAAGUUGCCGAAGACUCAAACCACCUAUUCACUCAUUGUUCCUUUUCGAGGGAAAUUUGGAGCUGGUGGCUCGGUAUGUGGGGGACUUAUUGGGCGUUUCCAUUCAACCUGCGUGACUCUUUUCUUCAAUGGAGGGCUCCCUUUGGUGAUAAAUUUUUCAAAAAAGUUUGGGCUGCAAUUUUUUUCAUAAUCUUAUGGUCCCUUUGGAAGGAACGGAACUGUCGUAUCUUCAGAGGAAUUUCCAUGGCUUCAAUCCAGAUUAAAGAAUUGAUAUUGCUUAGAGUUGGGUGGUGGAUCAAGGGUUGGGACCCAUCUUUCUCUUAUAGCCCGAAGGAGAUUUUAAGAAACCCCAAAUGUCUUCGUUGGAGUGGGUGCAAAGCCAUGAUGCCAUCUCCAGCUUCGGACCUAAAGCUUCGCCUUUGGUCUCCGCCACCUCAUCCAUGUCUAAAAUGGAAUGUGGAUGCUUCGUUUCAGCCCUCCUUCAACAAGUCAGCAAUAGGUGGGGUUCUUCGAGACUCUUCAGGGAAGUUUCGCUGCCUUUUUUCCUCUCCAAUUCCUCCCAUGGAGAUUAAUAUGACCGAGAUCUUUGCCAUUCACCGAGCCCUAAAGAUUUCACUCAGCAGCUCAAAUUUCGCAAAUCAUCACCUUAUAGUGGAAUCCGAUUCCGCAAACGCAGUUAAAUGGUGUAACGAAAAAUCAGGUGGUCCUUGGAGCAUUCAUUUCGUACUAAACUUCAUUCGAAACAUCCACUCCAUGGGUAUCCAAGUUACAAUUUGCCAUCGUGGAAGAGCUUCAAAUUGUGUCGCAGAUGGUUUGGCAAAACAAGGUCUUACGAGAUCUGAUGAUUUUAUUGCUUGGCUGUAG